Molecule: messenger RNA, 1662 nt
Organism: Mesorhabditis belari
Lineage: Eukaryota; Metazoa; Nematoda; Chromadorea; Rhabditida; Rhabditidae
Source: the annotation of a GenBank genome assembly
AUGCCUUCUUAUGAUCUUCCGGCUAUCAUCAUCACAAUCAUUGUCAUUAUAUGGCUCCUUUGGCAGUGUUGGAAAAAGCCAAAGCUUGAAGAGAGCCACGCAUCGAUGAGUCGUCAAUCAUGGAAAACGGACAUCACUCAACAAUCGCCAGUUUCCGGAUCGAUUGCUUGCCCGUCUACCAUCACCGCCAUCAGUCCACUUCACAGAACCUCUUCAAGCACAAGCGGAGAGAUCAAAACUGGACGAGCCAAAUCGGUGGCUGAAACACGUAAACUCUUCGACAAGAGUUCAUCGGAUGAUGGGCGCAAAUCGGUUCACUCGGACUCCUAUCCAGUGAAGAACGACCAGCCUUUUGUGGCCGCAGCCAGAACGAACUCUGUGCAAUACGACCCAAAUCAACAGCCACCUCGUUCUCGCAGCGAAGGGAAAAAGGAUCAUUUGCAUUAUUGGUUUGUGGAAUCGCAAUCAAACCCGAAAAACGAUCCACUCAUUCUCUGGCUCAAUGGAGGCCCGGGAUGCUCGAGUUUGUUGGGAUUGCUGCAAGAGAAUGGACCGUUCUUGAUCAACGCCGAUGGAAAAGCGUUACAUUUGAACGCGCACUCGUGGAACGCAAACGCCUCGGUUCUCUAUCUCGAAGCACCGGCUGGAGUCGGCUUUUCGUACACUGAUGCACCGGAUGAAAGACUAGACGAUGAUAUUACUGCCACGAAAAACUGGGAAGCGUUGGUGCAGUUUUUCAACGAGUUUCCCCGAUUCAAAAGCAACGAUUUUUACAUCACUGGAGAGUCAUAUGCCGGAAAGUACAUUCCAACACUUGUCGACGAAAUUCUCAACCGAACACCGGAGUUUAAAAUGAAAUUGAAAGGAAUGGCAAUCGGUAAUGGAUUAAUGGCGGAUGCACUUGUAGAUGCCACAUUGCCCAUAUUUCUCAAUCAACACUUGAUGUAUGAUGAAAAAGAAUGGAAUGCUCAUGUCAAAAAAUGCUGCCAAGGCAAUGUGGCACUGUGUCAACAAGAACAAAGUGCAAUCUGCAACGCCGAAUGGCAAGAGUUCAUUUAUCAAGCCUGGGAUUCGCCUAUCUCGCCAUAUAACAUGUAUCAAAAGUGUAAACCUUCACAGGAUAGAUUUCUUUUCGAUUUACAGUAUCGCUUUCGAGAAAAACGAAACUUUGACAAGUUUCUGGAGCGACAUGCUAAAAGCAAAGCGCCUGCUUGUGAUCUAGAUGCACAGGCGGAGACUUAUCUCAACAAACCGACUGUUCGAAAAGCUCUCGGAAUUCCAGCUAAUGUUCAAUCAUUUAACGAAUGUAACACCAACGUACUUUUGGGAUACGAUCAAAGCAAGUACCCAUCAGUGCACGAUCAAAUUGACAGAGCGCUGAAGCGAGGAGUCAAAACGAUGCUCUAUUACGGAGAUGUUGACAUGGCUUGUAAUGUGAUGCACGGUCAACAAUUUUCCGAGGAAUUUAUCAAAGACCCGGAGAAUACAUUCAAAUGGUACUUUGUUGAUCGUGUAGCCGGUGGGAAAUGGAUGCAAGAGGGGAAUUUUCGAUUCGUCUCUGUUAGAGGCUCUGGUCACAUGGUUCCAAAAGACAACCCAAUCGUCGCCAAGCACAUCAUCGACCGUUUCAUCAAUUGGGCACCUCUUGAUAGUGCUGAUGAA